Molecule: messenger RNA, 823 nt
Organism: Brachypodium distachyon (stiff brome)
Lineage: Eukaryota; Viridiplantae; Streptophyta; Magnoliopsida; Poales; Poaceae
Exons: 1
Coding region: 169-630 (153 amino acids)
Source: RefSeq, a predicted model, not a curated record
GUAGUACUACCACAUCCCAAGUUCCCAACUCUAGCAAAUCACACUUAAAUACGUAAGCUAGCCGGCCUCCUCAUUUCAUUGGCUAGCUUCGAACCCAGCAGCUCUCAUAAGUUUCUCUUCCACACCACCACACACCGGCCGAUCGAUCACACGGGCGCGAGAGCAAACAUGGCUCGCGCCAGCGCCGCCGUGGUCCUCUUCGCGCUGCUCUGCUGCCUCCUCGUGGACCUUUACCCGGCGCGCCGCCCCGGCGAGCUCCCGCCGCAGGUGAUAACAGCAGCACACGAUCCCGUGGGUGAUCCCCGCGAGGCCUCCGCCGAGCCGCUUCUGCCCACCAAACUGGUGGCGUUGGAGGAGGUGGACCCGGUCCGACGGGCUCCGCAGGUCUUCCAGUGCGGCGGUGAAGACGUGGCGGCGGCUGUGACUGCGAGCAGCAGCUCAGAGGAGGGCGCUCAGCCACGGCCGGAGAGCGGGGCGGAGGAGGAGGCCGGGAUCAUGGGGUGGUUCCGGGGCUCCGACACCGACUGCGACGACUCCGGCUCCGACACCGACUGCGACUCGGAUUCUGACGACGAGCACGACGGGGGCUGGAUCAUGGGGUGGUUCUGGAGGCUGGCGCGUCGCUUCUGAUCUGAUCGGUCCUGGCAACAAGAGCGGCCGGCCGACGAUGGCUGCAGCGGAGGAGCGUCCUGUCCCGUGUCCGGUGAUGUGAUGACUAGUAGUUCGGUAGUUGUGUGUGCCGUGUGCGUUUGGGGGUUUACCACUAUGUACAUGUAUGAUAUACUGGUGGAUGAAUAAAUGAUAAUCAAGUUUUAUGCAUGUA